Astyanax mexicanus (Mexican tetra) is the source of this 2038-nucleotide messenger RNA. RefSeq names its product PHD finger protein 6 (gene phf6). Gene Ontology annotation, cellular component: nucleus. The coding region runs from base 231 to 1322 and encodes 363 amino acids. Lineage: Eukaryota; Metazoa; Chordata; Actinopteri; Characiformes; Acestrorhamphidae. The record is from RefSeq and is a predicted model, not a curated record. The transcript is spliced from 11 exons.
UUUUUGCAGUAAGCCUGGCCUGUGCAACGUAGCCUGAACACUCCGCAAGGGCUGGAAACGAUCUGCGGCCGUUCAGCGCUCGCUGCUCUGUAGACGCAAGGACGUAGACUAGCUUACACACCAGCAGCAGCGGCUCCUGCCUCCCCUGAAACACACAACAGCGGGCUGUUCACUGACAGCAUCUGUCUGUCUCAUCAGAGGAGUGGAGUAGAUCGUGGAAGGCGCUGGCCAUGUCCGGGCAGAGGAAAGGAACAUCAGCACGUCUGCGAAAAUGUGCCUUCUGUAGAACGAACCGAGACAAGGAGUGUGGCCAGCUACUCGUCUCAGACAACCAGAGGGUGGCAGCCCACCACAAGUGCAUGCUUUUCUCCUCUGCACUGGUAACAUCUCACUCAGACAGUGAAAACAUUGGGGGAUUUUCUGUCGAAGAUGUGAAAAAGGAGAUCAAAAGAGGAAAUAAGUUGAUGUGCUCGUCCUGCCGUCGGCCUGGAGCCACCAUAGGCUGUGAUGUUAAGACAUGCCGGCGGACGUACCACUAUUAUUGUGCUCUUUGGGACAAAGCCCAGACCAAGGAGAACCCCUCCCAGGGCAUAUACCUUGUUUACUGUCGCAAACAUCGGGACGCCUCCCAAGAUGCCAGUGAUGAGGAGCAAGGAGUUGCAGCCAACGAUUCAGAUUCAUCCCCUCCGCGGAGCAGAGGGAGAGGGAGGUUCGAGAAGAGCCGGAUCAGAGGCGUACCUCGCGGCCAGUCAGAGGACACUCGCUCGACCUCUUCGCAAGGCGUGGAUGAAAUGGAGAGCUCCUCAAAUCGGGACCGGUCCCCUCUGAGGGGAAGCCCCAGUGAGUCAGGCCUGCGCUGUGGUUUCUGCCACGCUGGUGACGAGGAGAACGAGACCCGCGGCGUGCUUCAUUCUGACAAUGGGAAAAAGGUUGCCGCCCACUACAAAUGCAUGCUUUUCUCAUCAGGAACUGUCCAGCUUACUACCAGCUCACGUGCAGAAUUUGGAAAUUUUGAGAUCAAAACAGUGAUACAGGAAAUAAAGAGAGGAAAACGAAUGAAAUGUACCCUGUGUGGGCAGCUUGGGGCUACCAUUGGAUGCGAGAUAAAAGCCUGUGUGAAAACUUACCACUACCACUGCGGCGUUCAGGAUAAGGCUAAAUACAUAGAGAACAUGGCCAGAGGCAUUUACAAACUGUACUGUAAGAAUCACAGUGGAAAUGAGGAGCGGGAUGAAGAGGAUGAGGAGCGAGAGAGUCGCAGUAGAGAGAAGGCCGCUAACAGCCAGGGGGGAACCCCUCCACCUCAAGUCAAUGGCAACUAGAUGGUGAUCAAAGCUGAGGGGGAAAAUGGACAAGAUAUUUUUGUAUUGUGCUCAUGUAGAACAUAGGGGCCAGCUCACAACAUCGGCAGUAUCAGAUUUUCCUUCUCCUCACCAGAACUUUCCACUGUCAGAUGGCCAUACAUUUCUAUGCCUUUUUCUGAAUAUUUCAAGAACACCACAAAUGUGACUGGAGAGUCUAAACUCCCACUGACCUCAAAGAGGUGUUUUUCAGAACACGUGAAGCCAAGUCCCACACUAACAAACAAAAAGACCGCUUUUGAAUGGAGGUUUCUCAUGGAGGUGUAUGUCAGCCCUAGACUAGGCUGAAUCUGUGUCAAACAACCUGCUUCAGUAAACCUGGGUUAAAACGUGAGCCGCUGUACAUCUGAAAGUCACAUGACUGGACCAAUGGAUGCUUUCUUCAGUUUCUUUCUGUUUCUUUCUUGACGGACCGCUCUGCCACUGGACCCGUUUUUUUUUUUUUUGAGAUUGCCUUCUGAUUGUUUUUACUGUCUCUUCCAGAUCAUGAUGUUUAAUAAGCCUAUCGCUGUACUUUUCAGUCAAAGGAUCGACAUUCUUUACCUCUUCUUUUCUCUUGUAUCAUGUAUUAUAUUUUACUACUGUAUUAUAUUCAUGAGUAAUGUUGGAUAUCUGUGGCUUCCUUUAUAGUCUUGAGUCAAGAUUAAAGACCAUUAGCUAGCAUGCACUUUUCUUUA